This is a messenger RNA of Ziziphus jujuba (common jujube), 2479 nucleotides long. Its product is annotated as trifunctional UDP-glucose 4,6-dehydratase/UDP-4-keto-6-deoxy-D-glucose 3,5-epimerase/UDP-4-keto-L-rhamnose-reductase RHM1. Gene Ontology annotation, molecular function: UDP-glucose 4,6-dehydratase activity; UDP-L-rhamnose synthase activity; dTDP-glucose 4,6-dehydratase activity. Lineage: Eukaryota; Viridiplantae; Streptophyta; Magnoliopsida; Rosales; Rhamnaceae. The record is from RefSeq and is a predicted model, not a curated record. The transcript is spliced from 3 exons. Gene Ontology annotation, biological process: UDP-rhamnose biosynthetic process; flavonol biosynthetic process; auxin export across the plasma membrane. The coding region runs from base 245 to 2281 and encodes 678 amino acids.
UAUUCUACCUCACACAUAGAUAUCCCUCUCCUCUCUCACUGUUUUUCUCUUGGGUCUAUUUCUUUUCCCUUCUUCUUCUUCUUCUUCUUCACCACCUUGUCUGAAUUUCAACACCCAAACGAUAAACAAAAAAAAAGCUUUUUUUUUUUCUUUUUUUUCUUUUUUUUUUUUGUUUACUCCCUGGAAUCUGGGCUCAAGAUCCAUAUCAUCUACUUGAACCCAGUACUUUCUAAGCUGUUUAGAUAUGGCUACCACAUACAAACCGAAGAACAUCCUCAUUACUGGAGCUGCUGGCUUCAUUGCAUCCCAUGUUUGCAACCGGCUAAUAAGAAACUACCCUGAGUACAAGAUUGUUGUCCUUGACAAGCUUGACUACUGUUCAAAUUUGAAGAACCUCCUUCCUUCCCGGUCAUCCCCCAACUUCAAGUUCAUCAAGGGAGACAUCGGUAGUGCUGACUUGGUCAACUUCAUUCUUCUCACUGAAUCUAUUGAUACUAUAAUGCAUUUUGCAGCACAGACCCAUGUCGACAACUCCUUUGGUAACAGCUUUGAAUUUACCAAAAACAAUAUAUAUGGCACCCAUGUCCUUUUAGAAGCCUGCAAGACCACAGGCCAGAUUAGAAGGUUUAUCCAUGUGAGCACAGAUGAAGUCUAUGGGGAGACAGAUGAAGAUGCUGUGGUUGGAAACCAUGAGGCUUCGCAGCUCCUUCCCACAAACCCAUAUUCUGCUACAAAAGCUGGGGCUGAAAUGCUCGUUAUGGCAUAUGGGCGGUCAUAUGGAUUGCCUGUGAUAACUACCAGAGGGAACAAUGUGUAUGGGCCCAAUCAGUUCCCUGAGAAGCUGAUUCCAAAGUUCAUUCUGUUGGCUAUGAAAGGAAAACAUCUUCCAAUUCAUGGUGAUGGAUCAAAUGUCAGGAGCUAUCUCUAUUGCGAAGAUGUUGCAGAGGCAUUUGAAGUCAUUCUUCACAAGGGUGAGGUAGGCCAUGUCUACAACAUUGGGACAAAGAAAGAAAGGAGGGUGAUUGAUGUGGCCAGGGAAAUUUGCAAACUCUUCUCAUUGAACCCGGAUUCACAAAUUAAGUUUGUAGAGAAUAGACCAUUUAAUGACCAGAGAUAUUUCUUGGAUGAUCAAAAGCUCAAAAACUUGGGUUGGUCUGAAGGAACUACUUGGGAGGAGGGUCUAAAGAAGACAAUGGAAUGGUAUGUCAGGAAUCCUGAUUGGUGGGGGGAUGUUUCUGGAGCAUUGCUUCCUCAUCCAAGAAUGCUUAUGUUGCCUGGAAUCGAAAGGAAAUUUGAUGGGCCUGAAGGUAAUGAUGCCACUUCCUCACCUGAAGUAGGCAAUUCUAGUCAGAGUCGUAUGGUUGUUCCACCUCCAAGGAACAAUGCACCUGCUCAGAAGUCAUCUUUAAAGUUUCUGAUUUAUGGCAGAACAGGGUGGAUUGGAGGCCUCCUUGGGAAAAUUUGUGAGAAGCAAGGGAUUCCUUAUGAGUACGGAAAAGGACGAUUGGAGGAACGCUCACAGCUCUUGGCAGAUAUUCGGACUAUCAAACCAACCCAUGUUUUCAAUGCUGCUGGUGUGACUGGCAGGCCAAAUGUGGAUUGGUGUGAAACUCAUAAGCCUGAAACAAUUCGGACCAAUGUUGUUGGUACCUUAACCCUGGCAGAUGUCUGCAGAGAGAAUGGCCUCCUAGUGAUAAAUUAUGCCACCGGUUGUAUUUUUGAGUAUGACGAUGCUCACCCAUUGGGGUCAGGAAUUGGGUACAAGGAGGAGGAUACACCUAAUUUCACUGGGUCAUUUUACUCUAAAACCAAAGCCAUGGUGGAAGAACUUCUGAAGGAAUAUGACAAUGUGUGCACCCUUAGAGUUCGGAUGCCAAUAUCAUCUGACCUAAGCAACCCACGCAACUUUAUCACAAAAAUCUCACGCUAUAACAAGGUGGUUAACAUUCCAAACAGCAUGACAAUCUUGGACGAGCUUCUACCUAUUUCAGUUGAGAUGGCCAAGAGGAAUUGCAGGGGCAUUUGGAACUUCACAAAUCCUGGUGUUGUGAGUCACAACGAAAUUCUGGAGAUGUAUAAGAAUUAUAUUGAUCCCAGCUUCAAGUGGACUAAUUUUACAUUGGAAGAACAAGCCAAGGUAAUUGUUGCCCCACGAAGCAACAACGAAAUGGAUGCAUCGAAGCUGAAGAAGGAAUUCCCCGAGUUGUUAUCAAUUAAGGAAUCACUGAUCAAGUAUGUCUUUGAACCCAACAAGAAAAGCUUUGCUGGAAAGGCCAUUUAAUUGGGCAUGUCAUGAAGGGGACCUCAUUACCAUUAUCUGCUAAAGAAAAUUUUCUGGGUUAGGGGGGUCUCAAUUUCUAUAUUAUUGUUGUCAUUUUUAUUCAUUAUUUAUCAGUCUGUUCGGUUACUUCUUAUGCUAGCGGGGAUCAUUCCACAAGGUGGUAUAGUUCUUUUUUUUUUCUUUUUUGUGGGGGGGGGG